Molecule: messenger RNA, 253 nt
Organism: Laccaria bicolor S238N-H82
Lineage: Eukaryota; Fungi; Basidiomycota; Agaricomycetes; Agaricales; Hydnangiaceae
Exons: 1
Coding region: 98-253 (51 amino acids)
Source: RefSeq, a predicted model, not a curated record
CGCCCUGUACCCUCAGCUAGGGUGUCGAGGACCUGAUCCAACGUUAACGUGAUCCGUGGAACUGGCAACGUUUGCUGAGCCUGCAGUCCGGAUUGAAAUGUCAAUGCUGUCCGCAGUCUUUUGGCCAGGUUGGUAUCGGGCCGACGUCUCUGAACCCGAGCAAAAAGUCCAGUGCGGUACUGAGUACCCCCGACCACAAGGGCUACACGGAUACGAAGGAGGAAUGCGGAAAGUUAAAGCCAUUGGUGGCUGA